AUGUCUACAGUUGCCACUGCCAGUUCAUAUUUUGAAGAGCAAUCAGUCGAACCUCAAAUUCGUCAUCGAUUAGUCAAACCAGUUGAAAACAAGAUGAUACCAUUAUUCACUCGUCGUUACACAUCGUCACGUAGUUUCUACUCAAUUCGAAAUCUUUUAUUUAUUCUGAUCUUCAUAACCUUUGUAUUUAUCCUAUACUCAUCUCUAUCAUUAUCUCCGUUACUUCGUUUUCUCGAUCCGUAUUCUUAUGUAUUAGUGAUAGACGCAGGUUCCACUGGAACGCGUAUUCAUGUUUAUAAAUUUCGUGCAGCGACUGACAAUGAGAAUGGUGAUACAUUUGUGCUAAAGAAUGAAGUGUUCAAGGAACGUAAACCCGGUUUAUCAUCAUUUGCUGAUCAAGUCGAUGGAGCUGAAGAUCAAAUUGAUGAAUUAUUAAAAAUUGCNCUGCAGCUUGUAUCAUGGCAUGCUUAUGAAUUAGAUCAUGGUUUACCUCGAGAUGGUUCACUUCUCAAGAUGGAUCGUUAUAAACAAAAGUUUGGUGAAGCACGUAUUAAACAAAUGUUACCAACAAUGAUGGAAACAGGAAAACAAGAAGGAAUUCAAUUUUCAUUUGGUGGAAAAAUUGGCUCCACUUUUGAUUCACAUCGUCUUCUUUAUUAUGUUAAACAACAAGAGAAUGGUGAACAGAAACAGAAUGCUUUGAUCAAUGUUUUAUUUCGUGCUUAUUUCGAACAAGAACAAGAUCUAGCUGACCAUCAGGUUUUAAUCAAAGCGGCUGAAGAAAUUGGACAAGAUGGAAAUCAAGUAAAACAGUUUCUUCAAUCGGAUCAAUAUAAAAAAGAAAUUCAAGAUGAAAUCAAUCACAGUCAACAAGAGGGAAUUUCCGGUGUUCCACAUUUCGUUAUCAAUGACAAAGUCGAACUGAGUGGUGCACAAGAUCCUCAGCAAUUUCUUCAAGCUUUUCGAAAAGCUGGCAUUGCUUUUUAA
Messenger RNA from Adineta ricciae, 987 nucleotides. NCBI's taxonomy places the organism in Eukaryota, Metazoa, Rotifera, Eurotatoria, Adinetida, Adinetidae. The record is from the annotation of a GenBank genome assembly.